AUGUCUGGCACUGACCCCCAACAGUCGGAGCUCCACGAUGAGCAACCCCCUAGAUAUUCCAUGCUAGAGGAGGCCGGAUGGUCUCAAGAGGGCCCACAUGUUCAAGAGGACGGUCGUAUCAGAGUGGAUCUUGACUCCAAGAUUUGCAGAACCCUCACAAAGCUCAUUCCCACGCCGCGCGAGGAACCCGAGCUCCCUCCUCCCCCAGUAUAUCCGGGGAAUGAAAUCUGCAACAUCCACCUGAACAUCGUCAUCCAAGUCGUCGGUAGCCGAGGCGAUGUCCAGCCCUUUAUCGCCUUGGGCAAUGAGCUCCAAUUACACGGCCAUCGCGUACGUCUCGCCACGCACAACACAUUCGAAUCAUUCGUUCUCAAGUCAGGCUUGGAAUUCUUCCCCAUUGGUGGAGACCCAUCCGAAUUAAUGGCGUAUAUGGUCAAGAACCCCGGCUUGAUACCUCAAAUGAAGAGUCUACGGGAUGGGGAGAUCCAAAAAAAGAGAGCAAUGGUGGCGGAGAUGUUGACUGGAUGCUGGGAAUCAUGCAUUGGUGAUGAUCCUAAAUCAGGAGCACCUUUUGUUGCAGAUGCCAUUAUCGCCAAUCCGCCCAGCUUUGCACAUGUCCAUUGCGCUCAGGCUCUUUCCAUCCCUGUGCAUAUGAUGUUUACUAUGCCUUGGAGCAGUACGAGGGCGUUUCCACACCCCUUGGCGAACUUGAAGUAUUCGAAUACGGAACCGAAGAUUGCGAACUUCGUUUCGUAUGGUAUUGUUGAAUGGAUGACCUGGCAAGGUCUCGGCGACGUGAUCAACGACUGGAGAGCUACUCUUGACUUGGAGCCUGUUCCAGCCACCGAAGGUCCAUCAUUAUGCGAUACUCUCAAAGUACCCUUCACAUACUGCUGGUCUCCAUCACUAAUGCCCAAGCCCAUUGAAUGGCCUGCUCAUAUCGAUGUGUGUGGAUUUUUCUUCCGCUCGCUCCCAGACUAUACUCCGCCCCGCGAUCUGGAUGCGUUUCUCCGGAAUGGAAGCCCACCGGUAUAUAUCGGAUUCGGCAGUAUUGUCAUUGAAGAUGCUGCAAACAUGACGAAGUUGAUACUCCAGGCCGUCAGAACCCUGGGAAUUCGCGCCAUCAUUUCCCGUGGCUGGAGUAAGCUAGGCGAAGAGUCUUCCGAUGACCAAGUAUUCUAUCUCGACGAUUGUCCCCACGAGUGGCUUUUCCAACACGUCUCAGCCGUCGUUCAUCACGGUGGUGCAGGGACCACGGCAUGCGGGUUACGAUUUGGAAAAGCUACGACUAUUGUGCCGUUCUUUGGGGAUCAAUUGUUCUGGGGAAACUUGAUCGCCUCUCGCGGUCUAGGGCCAAAACCUAUCCCGUACAAAUCCCUUAAUCCCCAAAACCUCGCUGAUGCGAUCCAAUUCUGUCUGAAACCCUCUGCGCAGGCUGCUGCUCGCGAUGUAGCGAGACAAAUGUGUGAUGAGUCGGGAGUCAGUACGGCAGUUGCAUCUUUCCACCGCAAUUUACCCCUCGAUCGUAUGCGAUGCCAUUUGUUAACAUCUGAACCGGCCGUCUGGAAAUUGAAGAAGUCUUCGAAGCCAUUUCAUCUGUCUCGGCUUGCUGCCGAGGUACUAGUUGAGCAUCAUCGUUUGAAAGCAAGUGAUCUGGAACCAUAUGCGAUCCACUCAAUCUUCAUUCAAAAUCGCCGCUGGGAUCCUGUGACAGGUACCACUUCAGCUCUCAUUGGUACCAGCACCGAUAUAGUGAGAUCUACUAGUGAUAUCUUCCUACUGCCGUACCAGGAAUUCCGUCGCCAUCCACAAAGUCCAUCGACAGGUGCCGUGGCCGAAUCUUCCAGUGCAAGAUCUCCUAGUAUUUCAUCCACCGGUGCUUCGUCUAUGAUUACCACCCAUUCCGAGAGACAGUCAAGACUGAAGACCACAGGUUUGGCCGUGGGUGCCUCGAGCAAAAGUUUGGGGAAGACAGUAGGCCAUUUUUACAAGGGAAUGCUCGUCGACAUGCCACUGGCAGCGAGCGAAGGAUUAAGAGCUGUACCAAGACUGUACGGCGACGAGGUCAAAGACCACGGUGAUGUACGGGAUUGGAAGUCUGGGGCGAUGUUUGCUGGCAAGAACUUCACGCAUGGAAUGAGCGAAGGUUUCAGUGGUCUAUUUACUCAGCCUUACAAGGGGGGCCAGCAAGAAGGAGCCAAAGGUGUAAUGAAAGGACUGGCUAAGGGGACUCUGGGGAUGACAACGAAGGUCUCAUCUGCUGCUCUGGGAUUAGUAGCAUAUCCGGCGCAUGGGAUGAUGAAAAGUCUUUAUACUGUUACGCAUUCAGGGACUCGAAAGCGAAUCACAGAAGCUCGGAAGAGAGAAGGGAAAUAUUUAGAAGAGCAUACUGAGAAGGGCCGAGUGGGACGGCAGCUCGUUCUUCGGAGGUUUGAGGCUCAGCAACGGACAGCAACUAGUUCAAGUACCUAG
Messenger RNA from Penicillium salamii, 2472 nucleotides. The record is from the annotation of a GenBank genome assembly. Lineage: Eukaryota; Fungi; Ascomycota; Eurotiomycetes; Eurotiales; Aspergillaceae.